Molecule: messenger RNA, 7106 nt
Organism: Pygocentrus nattereri (red-bellied piranha)
Lineage: Eukaryota; Metazoa; Chordata; Actinopteri; Characiformes; Serrasalmidae
Gene: sntb2
Product: syntrophin, beta 2
Exons: 7
Coding region: 143-1828 (561 amino acids)
Cellular component (GO): intracellular anatomical structure; dystrophin-associated glycoprotein complex; synapse
Molecular function (GO): protein binding; structural molecule activity
Source: RefSeq, a predicted model, not a curated record
GGUAAACAGUGUAACUCCGGCUGGUUGUGGGUGUGUCGAGUUUGGAGAGUUUAGUUCUAGAAGUGACACGAGGAGCGAAACUAAACUAAACUAGAACCAAACUCGGAUUAGUAUGAGUUCGGACUGACAGCGCGCGGUGAUCAUGGCCAUCUGGACUCGGGCGGAUAAGAACGGUCAGCUGGACCUGCUGCUGCGGGAGCGCUGGGUCCGGGUCACGGCCGAACUCAGCCGGGACACUUUAACGCUGAGCGCCGACGGGGAGGCGAGCGGGAGCGGCGCCGAGCUCAGGAACGGGCUGUCUAACGGAAACGAGCUCAGUGGCGAGCAGAACCGGCUCCGGAGCCCAAACCCGGAGCUCCAGCCCAACCACGGACACUUAAAGCCCGGCGGAUACAGCAGCCCGGGCUCCGGCAGGCUGAGCCGCGAUAACGGGACCAGCUCGGAGUACGGGAGCCCCGGUUCGGGCUGCGGGAGCCCCGGGUCCAGCUUCAGCUCCAGACACGGAGACGGAGGAGGCUCGGGCUGCGACGCGAGCGCGGCGGAGAACGUGCGGAGGGUGCGGGUGGUGAAGCAGGAGUCCGGCGGGCUGGGCAUCAGCAUUAAGGGCGGCAGAGAGAACCGAAUGCCCAUCCUCAUCUCCAAGAUCUUCCCCGGACUGGCGGCGGACCAGAGCCGAGCGCUGCGCGUGGGAGACGCCAUCCUGUCCGUGAACGGCAGUGACCUCCGCGAAGCCACGCACGACCAGGCGGUGCAGGCGCUGAAAAAGGCCGGCAAGGAAGUGACGCUGGAGGUGAAGUAUAUCCGGGAGGUGUCCCCCCUGUUUAAAAAGCCCUCCAUGCUGGCCGAGCUGCCCUGGGAUGGCCUCUGGUCUCCGUCCUCCAACUUCACCAACACUGAGGAAUCCCCAAAACACGGUGGCAGCAAAGACAGGAAGGUCAUUCCUCUCAAAAUGAGCUUCAUCUGCAGGAACCUCACCAUGCCUGACCUGGAGAGCAGGUUGUUGGAGCUUCACUCUCCUGACGGUCAGCACACUGUGGUUCUGCGCUGUAAGGACGGACCCACUGCCCAUUCCUGGUUCACCGCCAUACACGCCAACAUUGCCGCCCUGCUGCCUCAAACGCUCACUCACAUCAACGCCUACCUGAGCUCAGCCAGCUCCAACACACAUACACAGCUGAAACACAUCGGCUGGCUGGCAGAACAGAUCCCUCUGGAUGCUGGGCGGCUCCAGUACAGACCCGUCGUCAUGGCGAUAACGGAGAAGGAUAUCCUGCUGUUUGACUCAGUGCCCUGGACACGAGAGGCCUGGAACACACCGCUGCUCACACACCCUCUACUCGCAACCAGGUUGGUCCACUCUGGCAGCAGUCGCAGUUCUCCCUCAUUAGGAGCUGAUCUGGUGUUCUCCACGCGUUCAGGUACCAGUCGUGGGGUGGAGUCGCACGUGUUUCGGGUGGAGACGCACUGGGACCUGUCGUCAUGGACGCGGGCGCUGGUGCAGGGGGCGCACGCUGCGGCCGAAAUCAUCAAGGAGGUGUCCAUAGGAUGCGUGUUGAACAGGCAGGACGUGCGUUUGAUCCUGCACUACGAUCGUGGCUUCACGGUGCUGAGGGACCACGGCGAGCCUGUGGGGGGCGCUCUGCUCUUCCACUACCCCUUCGAAAAGCUGAAGAUGUCUGCAGAUGACGGCAUGCGAAACCUCUACCUGGACUUUGGAGGUCCGGAGGGAGAACUGGUGUUUGAUCUGCAUUCCAGUCCGAAGCCCGUGGUGUUUGUACUUCACUCGUUCCUGUCAGCCAAACUCACCCGGUUGGGCCUGCUGACGUGAGAGAGAGAGACAGGAGGAGAGAGAGACAGGAGGAGAGAGAGAGAGAGGAGAGAGAGAGGGAGAGAGGAAGAGAGAGAGAGUGAGACAGAGAGAGGGCGAGUUUUCAUAAAAUAUUCCUUUAUUAUGCUUUUAUAGCUCAGCCUUCCAUGUAAUGGAAUAUUUUAAUGGAAUAUUUUAAUGGAUUUACUUCUGUUCCAUUUACAUACACGUUUUAUAACUGUGAGUGUGAGUGUGUGUGUGUGUGUAAGUGUGUGUGCGUGUUGUGGUGUAAGCUUGUGCUCUUACAGUUGUGAGAAAGUUUGUGAACCCUUUCGAAUGAUCUGAUCAUAAUCAAAGUACAGUGAUGGUGUCCGGGACACCCCAGCCAAAAAUCUAGCAUGUCAGAAUUUUGUGUUUUCCAGUGUGGCGUCUCCUGCUGCUCCUUGACGUUGACCAACAGGCUGUCAGAACACUGUCUGUAAACACGAAGAUUUAAGGUGGAACAAAGAAACAGGAAAGGUUCUCUGAGCUGCGGCAGCAGAACCCCUCGAAGGAGAACCCUGACAGAGUCCAGAAACCAUCAGCAUCACACGGCACUUCUGAUUGACAGAUUAUUGACCCACCUUCCUGGCGACUUACGAACGCGCAAAAGUACGUGAACAAUGAUCGGUCAGAACCAAACUUGUGGUGUUGCGAGUCUCAAGACUGAGAAGCGGUGCAGAUUUAUGGCACAUAAGGAUAAAAAUAUCCCGGCAUUACAUGAGCUUCACCCUGACCAAUCACUGGGCUGAUGUGACUUGCCCCGCCCCCUGCUUUAACAGAACCAGGCUCACUCUUGUAGUCUUGUGUAUGGUUCUACAUAACACAGUGUUUUUCAGUUGUUACAAGCUUGACAUUGUAAUGAUAGUAGGACCCUUUUUGUUACUCUAUAGGACCAUUUUCAAAAAGGUUUAAUAUAGAAGCAUCUACAGCACUUUCUUUAUCAGUCUGAAGAACCCUGUAAUCAUGCAGUGUUCUUUGUGUUCAUGGUUCUAUAUAGAACCAUUUUCUUUACUAAAGAACCCUUGAGGAACCAUCAGUAAGCGUGUACUGCACUCUUCCAUCUCACAUGCACAGUGCUGUGUGGGCGGUCACUGUCUUCGUCUUAUAGGGGAGGCGAAACAAAACGUGGGGAGGGCGACGUUUUCACAAGGCGGGGCUAAACACGACCAAACUGGCUAUGAGGAAAAACAGAGGAGAACAAACAACGGAACAUAAGUGUGCUGCUAUAUUAAUGUUUAAACUGUCGCAUACAGAACCUUUAAAGCAAGAAAGCUGCAUAGCAGGCUGGUCGUGUUGGACAGAGAGAGACGUCAUUCAAGUGUGCUCAUUAGAAUAUUAGGCCACUCCCAGGCAGUUCUUUUGUUUUGUCUUUCUGUGUGUUUGAAAUCAGCGCUGCCAUUUAUUAUGCAAAUGUAUGCUGAAGGGUUCACAAAUUUUUUCACAAGCGUGAUGCCUAAAGCAUGUACAGUUCUCACACACACACACUCUCUCCAGGUUUCUGCUUCAGGAGGACCACAUGUGCCUUUAUGUAUCGAGUCAAACAAAAGCUUUUUAAUCAUUUUUCUGUCUUUGUAUUUGUGUUUGAACUCGUAGGAAAGCUUUGCUGAAUAUGCAGAACUGUAGUAUUAUGCUCAUUUCAUAUUCCUGUGUGUGUGUGUGUGUGUGUGUGUGUGUGUGUGUGUGUGUGUGUGUGUCUCAUUCCGCCGUUCCUGUCUGUGUGUCCUGCAUGACUCAGACUGUUACUGUGCGGUUCUGCAUGGAAACUAAUGCUCCAUAUACUCUCACUGGCUUUGACAUGUUACUCCCCUUCAGCCCCUUUUGUGUUUGUGUGUUUACGUGUAAAAGAAGAGCAGAAAUCACGAAGUGGUCCAUUUGAUGACAUUCCAGACAUUCAGUGUUUGUUUUUCUGACAUUCCGCUGUUGCAGGGCUGAAAGGCUAAAGCUGGAACGCUGUGUUGAGUUCUAAACAGGGCUGAACGUCUGUGAAGGUGUUUCUUUGUAAGCACCGCACUGUUAGAGUAGCCUGUGUUCUCCCUUACUGGGCUUCGGCAUCAGCGCAGAGUUUGUCUGCAGCUGAAACAGAUUUAUAUAUUUAAAAAAAUUAAAGGCAAAGUAAAAAUCAGAAAGAGCCAGUAAGAUUCGGUUUUCAGCUUGAAUGUGCUGUUCCACCUUAAAUGGUGCAGCACUUAUAAUCUAGAGCCUGAAUACACUUGGCUCAAAUGUGUUAGUGUUCCUGUUGGGCAGCUUGUUUUUGGGAUUCUCCACUCCACCUUAAGUAGUGCUGCAGUGCACUAUGUAUGGAGUAAAGGUGCUGUCUUACUAGAAUUCUCCACUCCACCUUAGAUGGUGCAGCAGGGUUUUUUAAGGUGGGACAGAGAAUUCCAAGAAGAAACUGCCUAAUAGUCUUAGGUAUUAUAAAUGUAACUGUUACACCAUUUAAGGUGGAGUGAAGAAUUCCAAUAAGACAGCUCCUUUACUACCUACACAGUGCACUGCUGCACCAUUUAAGGUGGAACAUAGAAUUCCAAUAAGAAGCUGCUGAACAGCCUCAGGCUCGAGAAUGUAACUGCUGCACCAUUUAAGGUGGAAUGGAGAAUUCCGAUAUUAAGCUGCCGAAUAGGACGCUGACUUUGCUAUCUUGAUGAUUUAGGCAUGCAGUUAGCAUCAUUUAGAACAAUAAAACCAUGUGCAUGCUUUAAUGGUUCCUUGCGUGGAGAAACUGUUCUUCACACAGAUGGAGAAUGUGUUGUGUAUGGUUCUAUCUAGAACCUUUUCAGAAAUGGUUCCAUAUAGUAUCUAAAAGUGUUCUUCAUUGCUACAAGCUUGACAUUGUAACCAUAGCAGAACCCUUUUUGUUGCUAUAUAGAACCGUCUAUAAUACGUUCUCCAUCAGUCUGAAGAACCACUUCACCAUGCAAACGACUAAGCUCGAAAGGUUCUGAAUAUGGUUCUUUAUAGUACCAAAAAGUGUUAAUGUAACAAGCUUGUCAUCGUAACAGUAGAACUCUUUUUGGUUCUACAUAGAACCAUUUUUAAAAUGGUUCUGUAUAGAACAAUGUACAACAGAGUCAAUCUGAAGAACCAUUUUACUUCUUAUGCAUUCAAAUAUGAAAGGUUCUAUUAGCCUAUUUGAAAGUGGUUCUGUAUAUCACCACAAAACAGUUCUGCUAAUAUUACAAGCUUGACAUUGUAACAGCAGAAGAACCCUUAUUUAGAACUAUAUACAACAUCUUCAUCAAUCUGAAGAAUCAUUUCACCAUACAAAGAACCAUUUAAGCGUGAAGUCGCUCUGUAUAGAACACGUUUCUAAAUAGAACCAUUCCCUUUACUUAAGAACCUUUGAACCUCUUUUUAAUUGUGUAGAUCUUUUGCAGGGCCCAUUGAGUGGGGCAGUUUGUGUUCUGCUACAGGGGUUCCCAAUCCUGGUCCUGGAGAUCCCCCACCCUGCAGAGUUCAGCUCCGCCCCCUAAUGUAGCACACCUGAUCAGGUAAUGAAGGUCUUCAGGAACAGCUGACGGUCAGUGCCAGUUGUGUUGGAUCAGAGUUCUCCAGGAUCAGGAUUAAACACCCCAUUAUACAGAUUAGUAUCAGUGAGUGCAUGUUCACACAGGCUGGCGCUGCCCACCUGUGGCCUGGAGGGCUCAGCCUGAUUAAACCACACAGGGCUGUCAUUCCGCCGCUGGCCGUGCAGAGGAUUCUGCUCUCUAUAGGUUCCAUGAAAUUAAAGAAACCCGCGUUUGUUCUCGCACACCUGCUAAUGACCUCACUCAUAGUAGUAGAUUAGCACCCCCGCCCAUGACACCGCAUGUGACCCCUGUAGCGGUGACCGAUGUUCCAGCACUGCCCGUGCUGGGCUGUUUUUGGUGGCCUUAGCGUUCCGAGCGCAUCGUGUUCCUGUAAGUGCUUUUAAAGAUGUUUGUGAACUGAAAGCUGUUUGUAUGCGUUGUGUGUCUGUGAGAAACAGCGGCCUCUGGUGGCGGAGCUGCGAGUGUGUUAGCAGCAAUAAGUCAGUGGAGGACCUUCAGACCAGACUGGGGACAAAACAUCACCUGCUCCUCUGUUUCUGCCGCAGCUCCUCCCAAUAAUUGCUGAUAUCCUUAAAAUAUUGAGUUAAUGUGAGCUUACCGCUCACAUCAUGUCACGAUGACUUACUGUGUCUAAAUAAUGACUUUGUCACAACGGUGACUUUCAUCUUAAAUAAUGGUAAUAAUAACUUUAAUUAUAAUUUUUAAUAUUAUAAUUAUAACUUAUAAUAAUGAGGUGUUAUGUCAAAAUAAUUGCUUGGUGUUUUCUAAUGAUUAAUUUCUUGAAAUGUUUAUUAUUAUUUUUGAAACUCAUUUUGAUAUAGUAUCACAUGCUUGAGGAAUAAUGUCAUUAUUUUGAGAUGAAGUCAUUAAAUUGAUUAAAUAAGUCACUAUUUUGAGAUGUUAAGUCAUAUUUAGAUACUACAUCAUUAAUUUGAUUAAAUACGUCAUUAUUUUGAGAUACUGCUGCCAGAAACAAAACUAUAAUUUUUCUGGUGUGAAAAGCUCAAAACAGGACAGAACAAACUCCACCUCCUGUGUCUGACAGCAGGUUGUGUUUUCACUUUGACGAUUUGUGCCAAAAGACUUUUAAUCCGUCUUAUUUAAUUAAAUAAUGAUCUGUUUUCUUACAAGUUUCACUUCUUAUAUCUCAAAAAACGGACUCGUCUUGAAAUCCGUACGAACUCUGAGCCGAGUAGCUUUGAGAAGCCGUCGCUGUUCCUGUGGCCAAAUCAGAGCAGAGAGAGUUGGUCUGUCUGUCCGUCUGCCUGUCUGAGCUGGAGGUUCUUCUUCCUGCAGAUUGUUCUUCUCUCUAAACUCUGCGCUCCUACUGCCCCCCCACCCCGCACCCCGCCUCAUCACACUCACGCAGACUGUGAAUGUACCCCCCCCACCCCCUGCACCAUCAUCAUCAGUUUUAUGACUAUAAUGAUUAUUUUAUAAACUCUUUUAGUUUUUAGCCAAACUGUUUGUAGGGAAACUAGUUUUUUUAGCUAAAAGGUUUUUGCACCAAAGUUUUGUACACGUGGCAGCUUUGCGUUCACACAAUCACAGGACCAGAGAGAAACGACAUAGAGCAAAAUGAUAACCAUAAACUGCUGCUGCAAAAACUGUUUAUAUGACCUGUGUUCGUCCUCAAAGCCUGCACUCUUUAAGAUAUGCAACACACAGCUCUGUUCAGAAAAACUCUCUUUAAUAUGUAAAUAAACAUGAAUAAAAUACUGUCACACUUA